AUGUGAUAGUCAGCAGAGUAACUGAAAGUAUGAUGAUAUUCAUUUGUGCUUUACAGGAUUCUUCUCCCCUGUGAAAAGCUGGUUUUACCAAACUUGCAGCCUCUCUUAAGGAAGAGAAGCAGAGAAUGGUGUGUUUUUAAAGCUUCCAAUUUUCAGUACGAGUUAUUAAAGUAAGGCGAAUUUGAGUCAAAUAUGUAUGUAUAUAUUUAUUAUUGCUAUCUGAAAAUAUGCAAGUUGGGCCUAGAUGCAAAAUACGUCAUUUACUGAUAGUAAUGAGUGUGAACUGCUGUGUUGGGUCCACAGCCCUGGCACCUCUGAGCCAAGUUGGGUCCCAGCUGCCGCUCUGGGCUGCGGGAUGAAGCAUUUGCUGCUGCCAGAAGGUCCUCCAUCUGAUGUAGAGCAAUGUUUGUAUCAACCUGGCCAACCUGUGGUCGUUGCUGAGCAUUUCUAGCAGAGAAAGGCUUUAAUUAAUAGAGCGUUCCAUGUCAGCGUGUUGGGACGUUGCGGUUUCUCUCCGUGUUGGUAAGCGCGGUGCAGCCAGUAGGUGUCACUGCGACAAAGGCUACUGGGUCACAGUGCUGAACCUGCGCUGCCCUCCUCUUCUUCAUUCUUCUUCAGUAAAGGCUGACUUGCAUUAUUUCACCUUCACAUAAACACAUCGAGUACUCGUUUUGCUUCUAAAAAAAAUAAAAACAGCCCAUAAUUACGAUAACUGGUUCUGGAAUUAAGGGGGUCGAUAGAAAUGUGCUCAAAGUCAAAAUGCCAUGUUUGUACAACUCGUAAGGGAGGAAAAGGCAUCUGCAUCUCACAGCCUGAGUCUGUUGGCAGAGGACGUGAUAAAAAAUGGACUAUUGCACAGUUCCUGCACAAAGGAAGAGUCCACACAUCUCAACAAUGGAAAACUGAUCAGAAAUUCUUUUUCCUUCUGUUAAUUUAAAUAUUUAUGGUAAUAAUAAUCCGCAUCAUUGACAUUUCUUCUUCCUUGGUACUUGAAUAACCUGACUUGCUGGCACGUGUCUGUGACAGAACAAGGGUAGCCUUGAGAUUCAGUUUGAAGGCAGUUAGCAGAUUUCAUCAGGCACUGCUAUGUGAAGGAGCUGUCUGUUUGGGUAUUUUUUAAGCACUACAAUGAAAAUUAGUUGAGGUGAGUUUGCACUGAUUUUCAAAUAAUAAAUGUACAUCUUUUGCUGUAAAGCAUUAAUAGAUGGGCAUCGAUUCAGCUGUGUAAAAGCAGAAAUCUCAUGUUUCUGCUCACAUAAAGGUAUGCAAACUGUAGUGUAUUUUUAUGCAAAUGCUAACGAGUUGGUAGUUUAAGAACAGUUCUGUCAUCUUUUUUUUAAUUAUUUUCAACAUUUGUGCAUGCUGCUGCACAGCAAAGAAAGGGCUGUAUAAUCUUCUAUGCUUUCUUGGACAUUGGAGUGCAGAAUGGCUGAUCCGGUAUGGCAGGUGCUGCGGUAUGAGACAAGGAGCCGUGUCCUUCCCUUGGUCAGUCACUUGUUGCUUCACUUGGCUAUGAUUCAUCCCGUAUUUUGGCUUAGCUGUUAGAGCACACAAUUAAGACUUUGUGAUAUUAACGAAAAAGCCCAGAACGGUGAUUUCAGUGCUGCAUACCAACUUCUCUACGUGUAGAUAGUGGAAAAUCAGUGUUGUAGAGCAUUUUUGGUGUAAAAUUCCAUGUAGUGGUUGAUUAUAUAGGGGAAAUGGUAGAGAAGUUCUUGGAGGAGACUCGGGUACCUUCAUUCUUCUCUCAAUUUGUUGUGUACAGUGGAGUGGAUUGGUUGUAUUGUGCACAUGCAGGAUACACUGGGGAUAGUAUUGCUGAGCAUCUUGCUCAGAAGACUUGUUUCUUAAUGCCUUGAAAUUCACACAGGCCACUUAAGCACAGUAUUAGAAGUAAUCUUAAAGUGAGGUAACUUCCAGCCAACGCACCUUUCUGUAAACUUGAAUUUCAGUCUUGCGAAUUGUGUGAGUAGCAGAGAUCUCAUCCCGAUAGCGGUGGUUUUGUGACUACUGAGUUAUACUAUCAGAGAAAAGAAAUCUCGCAGUGCUGUUUUGCACCAUGACCUCGAUUCACCUUUUCUGGAACCGGCUGCCUUACUUUCUGACAGGCUGUGCUGGGCACUACAGGAAGGUGUGUGCCCCAUCACACCGCACAGCUGCUUCUCUUUCCAGCAGUGUCAGUGAUCCCUUGCGUGACAGUGGAGAAAAUGAAAAUGUAAACGUGUUAGAAAUUUCUUGGACAGAUGACUGAAUUAGAUAUAUAGUUUAGGCAGGGAAGUAACUUCACUGCAUUUACUUUUUUUGCUGGUUAUAAAGUACCAGGAGGAAAAGACUUUAAAAUACGUUGCUCCAUACAUUGGUUUUGCUCCCAGCCCUUUUUUUUUUGCCAUUGCUUCCGAAACUUUUGAUUUCCUAUGGAAAGUACUUUUCCCAUGAAAAGCAAUUUGAAAAGUCAUAGAAUCAUAGAAUGGCCUGGGCUGCAAAGGAGCACAAUGAUCAUUUAGCUUCAACCCCCUGCUGUGUGCAGGGUCACCAACCACCGGACCAGGCUGCCCAGAGCCACAUCCAGUUGUUUCUCAGCAGUUCUUCCAUACUGCAUACCUUCAGGGGAGCGCUCUGUUGAGCUGCCUAAGCGAGGUCAUGAACGGCCGGUUUGUGAGGUGGAGGCAUCUGAGGACACGUGGAAUACAUUGAGUGGUGAGAGCUCAGGCUUGGCUUGCUGGGCUUCUGUAAUAAUUGGGUUAUGUGGGAGCCCUUGUCUGGUUUGAAGCAGUGGGAUAUGCCACUCCUUAACUUGCUGGCAUGGGGAGACGUUAUGGAAGACAGUACAUGGAAUAUAACAGCUUUCUUCUUUGCUGCUUUAUCUGGCGGAAAUACACUGAGCUGAAACUCAAAGAGCUUACAGCAGUGUCUAUGCCUCCCCCUUUUGCUCUCGUACUUUAGAAUGCAAAAGCAACUGAGUAAGCGAGGUGUCCUUGGGAUGUGUGGCUUCCGAGGAGCUGGGAAGGUACAGCACAGCUUCUGUGGGCCCUGUGCUGCAGCAUCCUUCAUUCCCAUCAGCGUGUGCUGACUUCAUGUAAAACAUCAGAAGUGGGAAAUUGACGUAAGGCGGUAUAUUUUGUGAAGUUAAAAAUGCCCAUUGUGCAAGGGCUCGGAUUGAGAGGGAGGCCUUGUUGUCACUGGGCUGAAAACAGCUUUGUAGCUGUGAACCUUUAAGUGAAGACAUUCUGCUUCUUUCCUCAGUAGAUAGGUGAUGUGUGCCUGCCGACAGCUACGUUAUCUGCAGGUCACAGCUGUCAAUGGCUGCAUUCACUUCACUGCACUCCACCAUUCGAAAGAAAUAAUGAAAGCCCUCGCUUAAAAUUUAAAUGUGUAUUUAAAAAUGAGGUCAUCCUUUCCUGCUGGUCAGAGUUGCUUGCUUUAUGCAUUUGGCUGGGAUAGCCUCAGAAACAGCUUCGUGCUCUGCUGCCGUGCCGUGGUGUGUUUCCUUUAAUUAUACAUUUGCAUGGAGAAGGAUUGCAGCCUGCUCCCCUCCUGUGCCAUCCUCCCGCCCUCCGCAGUGGGAGUUGUGCGGAUCGUGGCGUGUUGUUCAGCCGGCUGCGUUAUUUAUAUCUCAUGCAUGAAAUCAGCCGUUCCAAACAGAUAAUUUCUGCUCCUGUAAUAGAAAAGAAGCAGCAAGCGUGCCUCCAGCUCUCUCACAGGGUGAGGGUGUGACGCAUUGCCAGUCACUGUGCUUACUAAACUCUCGCUGUGCCCAGACAGCACAGGGCUGUGCCUGCCUGAUGUUUCAGAUACUCGGGGCCCAAUUAGGGCCGAAAAUCUGUUUCCAGCUCCCGUAGGUACGGAUGCCUGCUUUCCUCAGCCCCUGUUGUGUCAUUCUGUGAGCAGUCGGCUCCGGCUGCCCGCAGCUGAGUGCUGUAAUUUCUUUGCAGCGCUGGCGCAUUAUAAAUGCAUCUGUGCAGCAUUUUCCAAAUGCACCUAAUUCCUGAUGUCACCCUGUGAGCUGACAGCUUCUUUCCAGAUGCCCGUGUUCUUUGGGUACCUAAUGCUGUGAAGUUGUUGAGCAUGUGUGUGCAAAGGAAAGGGAGGCCUGGCUUUACUGAAGAGAACACCGCUGCAGCUAACACCAUGACAGGCAUUCCAUCGCCAUCCAUUUGAGCGUCUUUUAGCGCUUUUUCCCCCGCUGUGGGUAGCCCUGUGUGGUCAGGUCAGUGAUGCUAAGGAGCUGUCAGGCCGUGUGAGCGGAGGGCACGUCCUGCUGCCAUGCAGCAAAGCAGCACGGGCUGCCUCAGCCUGCAGCACCCCCAGCAGCACCCGCACAGCUGGGCUGCCCCGUGCGCUCACACACGCACAGCCGCCUGCCGGAAGAUGACAGCAUGCUGCUGGCUUUUGGACAAAAGAAAGUUAGCUCCGCUCUUAACGCCUUCCAUCUCCACGCUGCGCUGUGUAAAUGGACGGGAACUCGCUCCGGUUCAAUUGAUCCUGGUGAGUCUCUGGGACAUUUGAAAGUGAUUUGGAGAGCAAAGUCAGUGAUGGACACCGAAGCAAAGCCAGCGUGUGUUGCGCCGCAGGCUCGCUGCCCAGGAAUGAAGUGCCCUCCUUCAGAGGACUUUCCUCCUCAGAUAAGACUGUCUGAAAAGAUUCCACCAGUGAAGCCUUGCUUCAAGAAGAAGCAGCAAGUGCAGAAGAGACUGGACACACAAACUCUCCGGGCUUUGCGGCCAAUCUUUACCAGUUUGCUGGGAUCUGGGACCUUGGAUAGAGUUUUUGUGCCUCGAGGACAAGGAGGGGGUCAUAGUGAUUUGUGUGAACCUGCUGUGAAAAAGACUCUGGAACUCAGUACUUCUUGUACCCAGCCAGAAAGUAAUGUGACUGUGCUGGUGCCGACAGCUCCAGACGUGCAGAGUCAAUUGCUGGGAGCUCAUCCUGCACCUGGGCAUCCUGAGCAGGAGGUGCAGACAGGAGAGCAAAGCUUCUCAUCGGAAACUGCUCCUGGAGCUGCUGCUGACACUAGUAAUGAAUCGUUUCAGGAUCGCCCUUUGCACCCACCUUCUAGUGAUGGUGCUGCUUGUCCUUUGUUUCCAAGCAAGCUUCUGAAAAGCUACGCAACUGGCUUAUUCCAAGAGAAUAGCUGUCCGAUGCAAUACACUCUAAACUCAAGCAAUAAAUUUAGUGCUGGAAUAUUCCAGGAUAAAAGUGAGGAAGCUUCACUUGAUCUGGUAUUCGAGCUCUUGAACCAGCUCCAAUAUCACACCCAUCAGGAAGAUGGAAUAGAAAUCUGUGUUGAUUUUCUCCAAGGCGCUUGUGUUUAUGGCAGUGAUUGUCCAAAACAUCACACGGUGUUGCCCUAUCAUUGGCAGGUGAGAAGGACAGCAACCCAGAGUUGGCAGAGUGUGAGCAAUGAUUCCCAGGAGCAUCUGGAAAGACUCUACUGCAACCCUGACAAUGAUAGGAUCAAAGUGAAGUAUCGGGGACAUGAGUUUUGGGUGGAUUUGAAUGCUAUGAAGUUAUACGAAACUGUUGAGUUUGACCAAAUGCGGAGGCUGUCCACACCAUCGUGUCCCAGCUCCAGCUCCAACUACUACACGGUCUGGAAGUACUUCUGCAGGGACCAUUUCGUCUGGAGAGAAUAUUCUGAGCCUGUUGUACGGUUAAUAGAAGAAGCCAGCUGCCGAGGUCUGAAGGAGGUCCGCUUCGUUACCUGGCAUAACCAGUAUAUCUUAAACAUCAAAGAUGGGUUCCAGCAGAAUGCGUGUUUCAGGAGAGAAAUCAAGAGAAGGCCGCUGCUUCGCUCCUGCGUUGUGCUGAUGCCGUUCUUACAGACUCUAGGUGGCAAUUCUCCAGUACCCUCUCCAUCAGCCGAACCACUUUCCUCACAUGUCUUAUCUCCAACUGCUGUUACCUCUCCAAACUUCUAUCCUGAAACCUGGAUUAGUAUGGAUCCAUCUCAGGACUUCAUCCAAGUGCCUGUUUUGAAAGAAGACAAAAGCUAUAGAACCAUUUAUAACCUGUUUCACAAGACUGUGCCAGAGACCAAAUAUAAAAUUUUGAAAAUUCUGAGAGUGCAAAAUCAGUUUCUGUGGGAGAAAUAUAAAAGGAAAAAGGAAUAUAUGUCCAAGAAAAUGACUGGGCUUGACAGGAUAAUGAAUGAAAGGCAUUUGUUCCACGGCACCUCCCAGGAUGUGGUGGACGGUAUCUGCAAGCACAACUUCGACCCGCGUGUCUGUGGGAAGCAUGCAACCAUGUUUGGACAGGGCAGUUACUUUGCCAGAAAGGCAAGCUAUUCUCACAACUUUUCCAAAAGGUCACCCAAAGGAGUUCAUUACAUGUUCCUGGCUAAAGUACUGACGGGGAGAUACACCGUGGGCAAUCACACCAUGAGGAGACCUCCACCUGUCAACCCAGGCAGCAUUACCAGUGACCUCUAUGACUCUUGUGUGGACAAUUACUUUGAGCCUCAGAUUUUUGUCAUUUUUAAUGAUGAUCAGAGCUACCCUUAUUUUAUUAUCCAGUACGAAGAAGUUAGCAACACUGUCUCCAUUUGAAAACUUGUGCUGCUAAAUUAUUCAUUUUAAUAAACUCUUAUUGACAUUUGUAGCAGUUUUUGUGGAAAAAAAAAAAGAACAUUACAGAACUGAAUAAAAUUACUUGUUUGCAAGGAGGUGAAUCUAAAAAUAUAGAAGGAAGAUCUGAAGUGACCAACUGUGCACUUGCUGUUUGAUUAUGUAUGUGCAAACUGUAAAUAUUUUUCCAUUGUUUAUAGUUGAAAAUCUGUGCCUUUUGUUAUAAAACACUGUUUAUUUAUGUUAGUAAAUAUUCAUGUUUAAAACUG
Messenger RNA from Gallus gallus (chicken), 6832 nucleotides. RefSeq names its product TCDD inducible poly(ADP-ribose) polymerase (gene TIPARP). The coding region runs from base 4377 to 6545 and encodes 722 amino acids. The record is from RefSeq and is a predicted model, not a curated record. Lineage: Eukaryota; Metazoa; Chordata; Aves; Galliformes; Phasianidae. The transcript is spliced from 6 exons. Gene Ontology annotation, molecular function: NAD+ poly-ADP-ribosyltransferase activity; zinc ion binding.